Parasteatoda tepidariorum (common house spider) is the source of this 3590-nucleotide messenger RNA. RefSeq names its product glycogen phosphorylase (gene Glyp). Gene Ontology annotation, biological process: glycogen catabolic process. Lineage: Eukaryota; Metazoa; Arthropoda; Arachnida; Araneae; Theridiidae. Gene Ontology annotation, molecular function: pyridoxal phosphate binding; glycogen phosphorylase activity. The record is from RefSeq and is a predicted model, not a curated record. Gene Ontology annotation, cellular component: cytoplasm.
GAAACGGAUAUUCGGAGAGGUAUCAGUUCGAGGACUUUUCGUAUUCAGUGACGGACCUGUGCGAUUAUCAAAGCAAAAAUGUCAGCUGUUCCUCGUACUGAUCAAGAUAAACGGAAACAAAUCAGUGUUCGGGGGAUCGCCGGGGUUGAAAAUAUUGCUGAGGUUAAAAAAACAUUUAAUCGGCAUUUGCAUUAUACGUUAGUAAAAGAUCGAAAUGUUGCAACUCAGCGUGACUAUUAUUUUGCUCUUGCACAUACUGUCAAAGAUCACCUUGUUUCACGUUGGAUUCGAACUCAGCAAUAUUACUAUGAAAAAGAUCCCAAGAGGGUGUACUAUUUGUCCUUGGAAUAUUAUAUGGGACGAACUCUCUCGAAUACCAUGAUAAACUUGAAUAUCCAAAGUGCAUGUGAUGAAGCUUUAUAUCAGCUUGGUCUUGACAUUGAAGAUCUUGAGGAUAUGGAAGAAGAUGCUGGUCUUGGAAACGGUGGACUUGGGCGAUUAGCUGCUUGCUUUCUAGACUCAAUGGCAACUUUAGGAUUGGCUGCGUAUGGUUAUGGAAUAAGAUAUGAAUAUGGCAUAUUUUCUCAACGAAUAAAGAAUGGUGAUCAGAUUGAAGAACCAGAUGAUUGGCUUAGAUUUGGAAAUCCAUGGGAGAAAGCUCGCCCAGAAUAUACUUUACCUGUUAAUUUCUACGGACGUGUGGACCACACAGAUAAAGGAUGUAAAUGGGUUGAUACUCAGACUGUAUUUGCAAUUCCAUAUGACAAUCCAAUUCCUGGUUUUAGAAAUAAUGUUGUUAAUACAAUGCGUCUGUGGUCUUCAAAAUCCCCAAAUAGCUUUAAUUUGAGAUUCUUCAAUGAUGGUGACUACAUUCAAGCUGUUUUAGACCGGAAUUAUGCUGAAAACAUCUCUAGAGUAUUAUAUCCAAAUGAUAAUUUCUUUGAAGGUAAGGAGUUGAGAUUGAAACAAGAGUAUUUUAUGGUAGCUGCUACAUUACAAGAUAUCAUUAGACGUUUCAAAUCUUCCAAAUUUGGUUGUCGAGAUCCAGUCAGAACCUGUUUUGAUACAUUCCCUGAUAAAGUAGCAAUUCAGCUGAAUGACACUCAUCCUGCCUUAGCUAUUCCUGAGCUUAUGCGCAUUUUAAUUGAUAUUGAAGGACUUACUUGGGAAAAGGCUUGGGUCAUUACUGUUCGCACAUGUGCCUACACCAACCACACUGUUUUACCUGAAGCUCUUGAAAGAUGGCCUGUCACCAUGCUUGAGCACAUACUUCCUCGUCAUCUACAAAUAAUGUAUGAAAUCAAUGCCAGAUUCCUUGAGGAAGUAUCUAAAAAAUAUCCUGGAGAUGUGGAUAGGUUGAGAAGAAUGUCUAUGGUGGAAGAAUAUGGUGAGAAACGUAUAAACAUGGCUCAUUUAGCUAUUGUAGGCUCUCAUGCAGUAAAUGGAGUAGCUGCUAUUCACUCUGAAAUUCUGAAAAAGGAUUUAUUCAAAGAUUUCUAUGAAAUGAAUCCUGAUAAGUUCCAAAAUAAAACAAAUGGUAUUACUCCUCGUCGUUGGUUAUUGCUAUGUAAUCCAAGUCUUGCGGAUGCCAUAGCUGAACGUAUUGGUGACAAAUGGACAACUCAUCUUGAAGAACUUAAGCAACUUAAGAAGUUAGCCACUGAUUCAUCAUUUAUCCGCACAAUUCAUAAAAUCAAACAAGAAAAUAAACUAAAGCUAGCUGCCUACCUCACAAAGGAAACUGGUGUCAAUAUCAAUCCUUCUUCAAUGUUCGACAUUCAGGUUAAAAGGAUUCAUGAAUAUAAAAGGCAAUUGCUGAAUUGCUUGCAUAUAAUUGUUCUCUACAAUCGCAUAAAAAAGAAUCCUAAUGCACCAUUUGUUCCUAGAACUAUUAUGGUCGGCGGUAAGGCUGCCCCAGGAUAUCACACAGCUAAACAAAUAAUAAAGCUGAUAUGUUCUGUUGGAAAUGUUGUGAACAAUGAUCCUGUUGUUGGAGACAAAUUGAAGGUUGUUUUUCUUGAAAACUAUAGAGUUACGUUAGCAGAAAAAAUUAUCCCUGCUGCUGAUUUGUCUGAACAAAUAUCAACUGCAGGCACUGAAGCCUCUGGAACUGGGAACAUGAAAUUUAUGCUUAAUGGAGCCCUCACUAUUGGAACAUUAGAUGGAGCAAAUAUUGAAAUGAAGGAGGAAAUGGGAACUGAAAAUAUUUUCAUUUUUGGAAUGACUGUAGAUGAAGUUGAAGAUCUCAAACGAAAAGGGUAUAAUGCAUGGGAUUACUACAAUUCGAACAGUGAACUAAAACAAGCCAUUGAUCAAAUCAGCGGUGGCUACUUUAGUCCUAACAACCCAGAUUGUUUUAAGGAUUUGACAAAUAUCCUACUAAACCAUGACAGGUUUUAUCUGUUUGCCGAUUUUGAUGCUUAUAUAAAGUGUCAAGAAAGAGUCAGCGACAUGUUCACUAAUACUGAGGAAUGGACAAAAAUGGCUAUUAUGAAUAUUGCCUCAUCUGGAAAGUUUUCUAGUGAUCGUACCAUUGCUGAAUAUGCUCGACAAAUCUGGGGAGUCGAGCCAAGUUGGGAAAAAUUACCAGCACCUCAUGAAGCUCCUAAAGAAUAAGCUGAUUCCUUAUAACUGCCUGCCAUAUAUUUCAUUUCUGAUUCUUGCAAAGUUGCAGCCUUUUUAUGGUUUGUUUUUGAAGAAACAAUUGUGAAUAAGAGAUUUUUAACUUAAUCGAAUUUUUGACGUCAAGAAAUUAUGUCUAUGCAGAUACAUUAAUGCCAUAAACAGAAAUAUCCAAUAAUUUCUGCAGUAAAUAGUGCUUUAUAAUCAUUUAAAAAAUUCUACAUGUUAAAAUAACUAAUAUAAAUGUUUUAAAAUUUAAAUUUUUACUCCAGAUGUGCUCCAAUGCAAGAAAAAUAAUCCUGAAUUUAAAUAAGUUAUUUUGUACAUUUAGUAAAGAUCUUAACUGUUGUGCCAAUGAUAGUUGUUUGUUUUUAUGUACAAUUACCACACUGGAUUGUUGCAAAGUAUUUUUUUAAAAGGCGUUAUGUAUUAUUGCUUUUUGAACAUGUGAUAGCCUUUGUGAUUUGUUAAGCUUGUUUUAUUCAAAGUGCAUAUAGUUUUAGUUAUAGUUUUAAUGCUUUGUUAUAUUAUUGUAUGCUUUUACUAAUUUUAUUAAAAUUUUACACACUUUUUGCUCCUUACAAUUUACCUGCUUUCUUUGUCAAAAUUUUAUAAUAACUUUUUGAAUCUGAAGCCAUAAGAUCCUAUACUAUCAUAGUGUAUUUAUUUGUACACUUGAAAUCUUGCUGUCAAAGUUGUUUCAUUUGUGUAAAAUUUUCAUUUAUUAUUUUCAUUGAAUUGUUUGAUGUUCCUUAUAUCUGCUUCCCACCCUAUCUCUCUCACUUUUCUUCAUCAUCAAAUCCAAGACAUUAAAAAAAUCAUUUGGAUUUAGUUAGUUGAUGGUGUUGUCUUUUUGGAAUGAACUAUUCCAUAUUUUCAUUCCUUUGUAAACUGUCGUGAGAUGGUUAUGAACAUCAAUAAUAAAAUAGUUUUAUUUAUUAAUAAAUUAUGCUCAUUGAAAUUGUCAA